Molecule: messenger RNA, 2474 nt
Organism: Nymphalis io (European peacock)
Lineage: Eukaryota; Metazoa; Arthropoda; Insecta; Lepidoptera; Nymphalidae
Product: dynein regulatory complex protein 11
Exons: 11
Coding region: 39-2474 (811 amino acids)
Molecular function (GO): ATP binding; ATP hydrolysis activity; protein binding
Source: RefSeq, a predicted model, not a curated record
AAAUACGCAAAUCAAGGAUAAGUACUAUUGAAAAGAAAAUGUCUAAUAAAACGUACAACGAUCUGCUCUGUAAUACAUCGGAACUAAUAGUUGAAGCGACCCAAGCUGAUGAAGCGGUUUUCGAAGCGGGUAGUGCUGAAAGAUCAACAUUCCAGCCGCUGUUAUCAGAGUUACGUGUUAGGUACACAGUAUUGCUAUCAAGACUUGAUGCAGUAUACGAUCAACUAUUGCAGCCACAAAAGCGCUUAAUUGUAAAGCGGCUGCUUGAAGCUUGCUUAGGAAGACUUUUGGAGAUAAAACACGAACUGGUAGAGCUUCACUUGUCUGACUUUACAUAUGACGAUGAUGAGGCGUUACACAAAUUAGCAGUUACACCCCAAGAAGCGGAACCCUGUAUACCACAAUAUUUUGUAAGAGAAAGAGAAGAAGAAGUUGAAAGGCGUCACAACUUCAUCAUUGACACGUUGAGAAAACUCGGUUAUGAACCCCCUAAACCCAAACCCUUGGUGCUCACUGAACAGCAGGCUGUGAUUAUUAUACAAAGUCAUGAAAGAGCAAGACAGGGUCGCUUAAGAGGUCAAUUUAUGAAGGAAAUUCGUCUCUUGAAAGAAAAAGGCCGCGAUCAAAAAGGCGAAAUGUCAUCGUCAGCUGCCACUGCUAUACAAAAAGUUUGGAGAGGGUUUAUUGCUAGAAGAGAUACUCGAAGGAGAAAACAGCAAGAACAACUUUUGAUUGGUAUGGCACUACCAGCGUACUCUGAGUCCAAAGCUGUUGCCAGGUCUGAGGAGGUAAAGCAGAUUCGACGUAAUCUUCAAAAAGAACGGGACAGUAAAUAUCAAGAUGCUUUAAUUAAAAUUGAAGAACAGCUUCGAGCUCAACACGGAGUGAAGAUUAAUGAGCGUAUCGGUGAUGAACUACGACGAUGGAUAUCAGAGUACUAUGAAAGAACUGGUAAAUUACCAGAAUUUCCAUCGGAAGAAGGUGGAGGUAGCAGAGCUAUGUUCAGUCGUCAAGGAACUGGAAUUGACAGUGAUCUAAGUAAAUCGUCACCAGUAUCUUCAAAAGAUUCAAAAAAGAGUAAAGAAAGCAAAGACAAAAAGAAUAAUAAAACAGAAGAGAGCAAGAAUAAAGACGAAGCAGAUGAUUUGAAGAACUUUAAAUGUACACCGUCAGCUUUUCUUGAAGACAUGGUUAAUGCAAAUGAAGAGUAUGAAGACAUAUGGAAAUUUAGAGAUGAUGACGUCAUAAAGCACGAAGAAUAUGACAAGGAUAUGAUAGAAAGAGAUAAAAUGUUAAAAAUUGAGCAAGAAAUACGUAAUAUAGUUGACGAAAUGAUGAGAAGCGAGCUCGAACUCCUACAAGCAGCUUUUGAUAGAGAUAGAGCUCACAAGGGUAAAAAGACUAAAAAACCGCAAAAAAAAGUGCGAAGGGGAGGUAAAAAAAGUAAAAAGAAGAAGGAAAAAGAUUUAACACCAGAUAGAACUACUGAAUCAUUAUUUGAAGAAUUAGUAAGUAACGGUAUCAUUCGUCCCUACCCUUUUGUCAGAAUAGAUGACUUCAUUGGAGAGAAAAGCUAUGCAGCAUCUGAAUGGCGAGACCAAGGUCGAGAACCUUCCCCGUGUUUGGGAGAUAUACGCCAACUCGUGAAAGAAUAUUGCAUUCUUCCGUUAGGAUCUGAAGCUGUUAGAGCAAAUUCUCCGCUUGUUCGAUCAGUACUAAUUACAGGACCUUCAGGAAGUGGUAAGAAAAUGUUAGUUCAUGCGAUAUGCAGUGAAGUAGGCGCUAUGCUUUUUGACUUAACUCCUGCAAACAUAGUAGGAAAAUAUCCAGGAAAGUCAGGACUCAUCAUGCUUAUACAUCUUGUUAUGAAAGUAUCAAGACUUCUCCAACCAUCUGUUGUUUGGAUGGAUGACGCUGAAAAACCUUUUGUGAAGAAGAGCCCGAAGACCGAUAAGACAGAUCCAAAAAGACUAAAAAAGGACUUAGUUAAGAUAAUAAAAGGAAUUUGUCCAGAAGACCGUGUAUUAUUUAUAGGCACGUGUAGAACUCCUUGGGAAGCUGAACAAAAACUUUUAUUUCAAUGCUAUUCAAAAGUAAUACAAAUACCGAGAGCAGAUUAUGGUAGUAUUUCUUUAAUGUGGCAGACGCAGCUUCAUAAGGCUGGUGCUUUAUCACCGAAGCUGGAACUGUCUUGUUUGUCACGAGUUUGUGAUUCGUAUACCAUCGGUACUUUACUAUCUGCUCUUAAUUCUGUUCUUACAACUAAGAGGCGGUUGCAGUUACGUGUACGUGCUCUUACCGCCCAAGAGGUGGCUAUUCAACUCAGUUCACUGGAACCUGUCUACGCUGAACAUGAUAUAGCAGCUGAGUCAUGGUGGCUAAAAACUCCAAUGGAAAGAAGGCGUCUAAGAGUUUUGCAAAGGUUGUUGGAAUUAGAACAAGAAAACGAAGAAAGAGCUGCUGCCGGAAAGUAA